Messenger RNA from Zasmidium cellare ATCC 36951, 1485 nucleotides. RefSeq lists its product as uncharacterized. NCBI's taxonomy places the organism in Eukaryota, Fungi, Ascomycota, Dothideomycetes, Mycosphaerellales, Mycosphaerellaceae. The record is from RefSeq and is a predicted model, not a curated record. Bases 1 to 1485 code for a protein of 494 amino acids. Gene Ontology annotation, molecular function: oxidoreductase activity. The transcript is spliced from 3 exons.
AUGACUACCCCCAAGCUCUUGUCUGUUGAGGAGAUCUCCAAGCACAACACACCAGAAGACUGCUGGAUCGUGGUCGAUGGCAAUGUCUGGGACUUGACCGAGUUCGCACCAGAACAUCCAGGUGCUCCUGAGGUAAUCUGGAAACACGCCGGCCGCGACGCAACAACCACCUACUCCACCAUCCACACGCCCUCCUUACUCCCGAAGAACCUCGACCCGUCCAAAUACAUCGGCCAGCUCGACAAACGCACCAUCACAGAAGAAUGGCAGAAACCCCCGCCGACCGCCACACCCGAGCUCCAGCUCAGCGAGAAACCUCCCCUCUCCGCCGUGAUCAACGCUCAAGACUUUGAAGAUAUCGCGGAGAAAACGGUCAGCAAGAAGACAUGGGCUUUCUACUCGUCCGCGGAUACGAACUGCUUGACGCGGGAUAGGAACAAGGAGUACUUUGGCAGGAUAUGGUUUCGGCCAAGGUUGUUGCGGGAUGUGAAGAACGUCGAUACAUCGACGAGGAUACUGGGACAUGAAGUUGGUCUGCCGAUCUUUGUGGCUCCGGCGGCUAUGGUCAAGAUGAUUCAUCCAGAUGGGGAGAAAGCGAUUGCGAAGGGGUGUAUCAAGGAGAGAGUGCCUCAGGGGAUAUCGACCAAUGCCAGCUUUCCUGUUGAGGAGGUUGUCCAGAGUAUACCUGGUGGGUCUCAUGCGUUCUUCUUCCAACUUUAUGUCAACAAAGAUCGCCGUAAGAGCGAGGAACUGUUGAAGCAUGUACGAAGCUUGGGCGUGGACACCGUCUUGGUCACAGUAGACGCUCCGAUGCCCGGCAAGCGAGAAGCCGACGAGCGGGUCAAAAUGGACGAGAACCUCAGCACGCCCAUGAGUGGUAUGAAGGGCAGCAACGAUCAGAGAGGUGGUGGGAUUGGACGACUAAUGGGAGGCUACAUCGCCCCUGAUUUCACCUGGGACGAAUUCAAAUGGCUGAGACAGCACUGGGACGGCAAGAUCGUUGCCAAGGGCAUUCAGAGCUGGCAGGAUGCGAAGAUGUGCGCGGAUGCUGGGCUGGAUGGGGUCUUGCUUUCGAAUCAUGGAGGGAGGAAUCUCGAUACCUCCCCACCCGCCAUCAUGACGCUCCUCGAAUGCCAACUCAACUGCCCCUCCAUCUUUUCCCAGCUCGAAGUCCUCGUGGACAGCGGCAUCCGGCGAGGCUCCGUCAUCCUCAAAUGCCUCUGUCUCGGCGCCACAGCCGUUGGCCUCGGCCGUCCGUUCCUCUUCGCAGCCCACUAUGGCGAGGAAGGCGUGCAGCAUCUGAUCGAUAUCCUCAAGACGGAGCUCGCGACGGCGAUGGCGUUGGUGGGGAUCACAGAUUUGAGGCAGUGUGAGCCUGGGUUGGUAAGUACGUUGGAUUUGGACUUCUUGGUGAGUAGAGGGGAGGGGCAUCCGUAUGCGAGGGGACGGAGGUUGGAGUGGUAUGCUGGGAGGGCGAAGUUAUAG